GUGCAACUCUCGCGUGAUCGAAGAGCAAUGGAUUGUGAAAGACAUGAAUGCGAUGAUAGGAGAAACGAAAUUCACAGCGAAACUUGAUAGAAGAGCAAAUGAGCAAGAGAUUGCCUGCGUUCUAGAAAAGCUCCAAUCGUGCUACUGCCUCGCCCACGACAAGCUGUUAGCGGAUCAAGCUCACUAUGAAGAAAUUGAAGAGCAUCUUGAAAAGAAUCCUGAUCUCUCCGAGAGCAAACGGAAGCAUCUUGUUCAGCUAAGCUCCAUUAUAGGUCAUCUGCUGCGUGUUGGUCUUCUGAGAAACGAUUCUUCUACUUGUACUAUAGAACUGGGCGCAGGUAAAGCGCAACUGACUUAUUGGUUGACGAAAAGAGCUCCUCUAUCAAAGUUUCUUCUGAUUGACAGAAGCGGUGCAAGGAAUAAAUUUGAUAAUAAGGCUCUCCAGGAGAAUCCUUCGUUAAAUAUCAAGCGGUUGCGAUGUUCUAUAGAACACUUAAAUCUCGCUGAAGUGGAAAUGCUCAAGCAUUUCUGUGGCAGUGCAACUGACGCUGGUAUUCGAUGUCUUUCGAAUGGCAUUCGUAGUGGAGUUCUUCUUGAUGGCUUCGUCCUAGUACCAUGUUGUCACCACAAAUCCCGAUACAGCGAGUAUUCCGGUCGAGAGUUCCUUGCUCAGUGGAAUAUGGACAGCGAGAGUGACUUUGCUGCUCUACGCCAUAUUGCAACAUGGGCUUAUAGGUCGCCAAUGUGGAAAGAGGAAAUGGGACGACGAGCGAAAGUGGUGCUUGAGAUGGGACGAGCUCGUCAUCUCGCUAGCCUUGGGUUUACCACACAGGUCAUAGAAUAUGUGCCGAGAUCUGUAUCACCAGAAAACUUGCUUAUACUCGGAUUUAAGCUCUGA
Molecule: messenger RNA, 898 nt
Organism: Haemonchus placei
Lineage: Eukaryota; Metazoa; Nematoda; Chromadorea; Rhabditida; Trichostrongylidae
Source: the annotation of a GenBank genome assembly